Melospiza melodia melodia is the source of this 1602-nucleotide messenger RNA. RefSeq names its product zona pellucida glycoprotein 3 (gene ZP3). The coding region runs from base 301 to 1602 and encodes 433 amino acids. The record is from RefSeq and is a predicted model, not a curated record. NCBI's taxonomy places the organism in Eukaryota, Metazoa, Chordata, Aves, Passeriformes, Passerellidae. The transcript is spliced from 9 exons.
CGGGAGUUCUGGGGUUAUCCCUGGAAUUCGGGAUCCCGGGAAAAGCGGAGCCUCCGCCCGCUCCUUAUCAGCGCCGAGCCCAAACAAUUCCCUCUGCCCGCGGCUCCGCGGCUCCUGCCGGGAUAAACAAUUCCCAAAAAUCCGCCGGGAACGCUCAUCCCGACCCCUCGCACCCCGGAAAUGACGGGGGCGCGCUCGGGGGCGCCCUUGGAAUUCCAGAGGGGGGGAUCUGGGCUGGUUCCCAUCGGGAUAUAAACGCGGGCCGACGCUCCGCGCUGGGAAUCGCGGGGAUUUUCCGGGAUGCGCUCCCAAAUCCGCCUCCUCCUGGCGCUGCUCUGCGCGGCCCCCGCGGCCGCGGCGCCUCCGCCCUGGGAGCCGGCAUGGAGCGAUCCCAACCCCAAUGCCAAUCUCAAUCCCAAUUCCUGGGGCUGGGGGGACGCGGAGCAGCCGCAUUCCCCCUCGCGGUGGCAUUCCCGGGCGCAGAUCCCGGUGGAAGUGCAGUGCCAGGAGGCGCAGCUGGUGGUGACCGUGCACCGCGACCUGUUCGGCACCGGCCGCUUGGUCAGCGCCGCCGAGCUCAGCCUGGGCCCCGCCGCCUGCAAACAUUCCCGCAUGGAUCCGUCCCAGAAAACCGUCACCUUCAGCGCCGGCCUGCACGAGUGCGGCAGCACCGUCCAGGUCACUCCGGAUUCCCUGAUUUACCGCACGCUCCUGAGCUACGAUCCCAGCCCCGGCAGCAAUCCCGCCAUCGUGCGCAGCGACCCGGCCGUCAUUCCCAUCGAGUGCCACUACCCCAGGCGGGAUAACGUCUCCAGCGGCUCCAUCCGUCCCACCUGGUCUCCCUUCAACUCCGCUCUGGCCUCCCAGGAGAAGCUCCUGUUCUCCCUGCGCCUCAUGAACGAGGACUGGAGCUCGGAGCGGGAUCUCUCGGCGUUCCGCCUGGGGGACGUGCUGAACAUCCAGGCCGAGGUGGGCGCCCACAGCCACGUCCCACUGCGGCUCUUCGUCGACUCCUGCGUGGCCACGCUGGGCCCUGGCGCGGGCACCGAGCCCCACUACGCCAUCAUCGACUUCAACGGCUGCCUGGUGGACGGGCGCUCUGAUGCCACCAGCUCGGCCUUCGUCACCCCCCGGCCGCGGCAGGACGUGCUGCGCUUCCAGAUCGACGCCUUCCGCUUCGCCGGCGACCCCCGCAGCCUGAUCUACAUCACGUGUCACCUGAAGGUGACACCAGCCGAGCAGAGCCCGGACGCGCAGAACAAGGCCUGCUCCUUCAGCAAGGCGCGCAACAUCUGGGCGCCCGUGGAGGGGACAAGGGACAUCUGCAGCUGCUGCGAGCUGGGCAACUGCGGCCGGAGGCCAGCGGAGACCUGGAACGGCCACCGCUACCGGAGACACGAUGGGGACGGUGCCACCUCUGAAGCUGAUGUUGUCAUCGGUCCCGUGCUGCUCUCGAGUGCCCAGCGUGGCCAGCGCCCCGAGGGCCACCAGGGCGCGGUGGCGCCGCUGGCCGUGGGGACAGCGCUGGCCUGUGCGGUGGCCGGCGUGGCCGUGGCCGGAGCCGCGCUGGCCAUUGGCCUCAGGCGCCGGAAUUCCCCGUGA